AUGUCUGCUGCACUAUGUUUCUCAGUCUCCCCCACUUUGUUCCACAAGCCUCAAGACCCAUCCAAGGACCCCCACCUCUCAAAAGCCAACCACAGAGAGAAAUCAUGCCAACAAUCUUCGUUUGUCAUCAGCAAGAGGAAGCUUUUAUCCUCUAUUGUUAUUGGGUUGGGCCCGACAUUGGCUGGAAUUUCUGUCGCUCAGCCCAUAAGAGCUGAGCCAGAGAGCCCAGCAGCUUCCACCUCAAGCAGAAUCUCGUACUCGAAGUUCCUGCAGUACUUGGAUGAAGGUGCGGUCAAGAAGGUGGACCUCUUUCAGAAUGGAACAGUUGCUAUUGCAGAGAUAUACAAUCCAACAUUGGAAAAAAUCCAAAGAGUCAAGAUUCAGUUACCUGGUUUGCCUCAGGACUUGAUCAGGAAGAUGAAGGAUAAAAAUGUUGAUUUUGCUGCUUAUCCCUUGGAAGUUAGUUGGUGGCCUGCACUACUUGACUUGUUGGGAAAUUUGGCCAUUCCUUUGAUUUUGCUUGGUUCUCUACUCCUGAGAACAUCAACUAAUAAUCCUGCUGGUGGCCCCAACUUGCCCUUUGGACUAGGAAGGAGUAAGGCAAAGUUUGAGAUGGAACCAAAUACAGGAGUUACAUUUGAGGAUGUAGCUGGAGUUGAUGAAGCCAAGCAAGACUUCCAAGAGAUUGUUGAGUUCUUGAAGACCCCAGAGAAGUUUUCUGCCGUGGGAGCGAAAAUUCCCAAAGGGGUUCUUUUAGUAGGGCCUCCAGGGACUGGAAAGACAUUGCUGGCCAAGGCAAUUGCAGGAGAGGCUGGGGUUCCUUUCUUCUCCCUAUCUGGAUCAGAGUUCGUUGAGAUGUUUGUGGGUGUAGGGGCCUCAAGGGUAAGGGAUUUGUUCAACAAGGCCAAGCAAAAUUCACCUUGUUUGGUAUUCAUUGAUGAGAUAGAUGCUGUAGGAAGGCAGAGAGGUACUGGUAUAGGGGGAGGAAACGAUGAAAGAGAACAAACACUGAAUCAGUUGCUCACUGAAAUGGAUGGUUUUACUGGAAACACUGGCGUUAUAGUUAUUGCUGCCACUAACAGACCUGAAAUUCUUGAUUCAGCAUUGCUUAGACCUGGUAGGUUUGAUAGACAGGUCACUAUUGGAUUACCUGAUGUAAGAGGAAGGGAAGACAUAUUGAAAGUUCAUAGUAACAAUAAGAAGCUUGACACGGAUGUCUCUCUUAAUUAG
This is a messenger RNA of Sphenostylis stenocarpa, 1230 nucleotides long. The record is from the annotation of a GenBank genome assembly. NCBI's taxonomy places the organism in Eukaryota, Viridiplantae, Streptophyta, Magnoliopsida, Fabales, Fabaceae.